AUGUCUUGUUGGCUGAUUGGGUUGGGCGACGUUGGACAGCGAACGACAGCCGGCACGCCCGCGCGGUGCUGUGUAAGUGGAUAUGGAAAUGGAGCCUGGUAUCAGAAGGAAGGAAGGGAGGAGGACCGGAGUAACCGGCGAUCUGUCCAAGUGCGUGAGCAGGCGGAGGCGGCGGCGAUGCCCAAUUGGUCGGCGACCACUCAGAGUCACAGUCAAACCACUUUGCACCGCAAUCGUGCGUGUGCUUGGAACGUGGCACCCAUCAAGAGCUCGAGGUGGUGGUGGUGGGCCAGAGACCACAGCUUUGACUAUAAAAGUUGCGAUCGCGACACUUGGAGACAUAGUUCAGUGCAGGAGCCGCAGCAGUUACCAAGUCAGCCGAUCCACCAAAUCCCAAGCCAAGCCUAAGCCAAAAUGUUCGCUCUCGUUUCUCUUUUUAUCCUGGGUGUUGGAGCCGCCGCCGCCAUCGAACUCCCGCUCAGUCCUGUCUACCACUCUCCCGCGGCGAUUGUGAAGCCCCUGCUGAAGACCAUCGAGGUGGAGGCGCCUGCCCAUUACGACUUCGCCUACUCGGUGCACGAUGAGCACACCGGUGACAUCAAGAGCCAGACGGAGUCCAGGAAGGGCGACCAGGUCCAGGGUCAGUACACACUGGUCGAUGCCGACGGAUAUCUGCGCACCGUGGACUACACCUCGGAUGCCCACAACGGAUUCAACGCGGUGGUGCGUCGCGAUCCUCUGGGCCAGAAGGUGAUCAAGGCCGCGCCCAUUGCCAAGCUCCUGGCCCCCGCACCCUUGCCGUUGGCCUACGCGGCCCCCAAGCUCCUCGCACCCGCCAAACUGCCCCUCGGCAUUUAUCACUAACUUCUGGAAAGGAUUGAUCGAGAGAGAUAGCAAACACUGACUUCAUCGCAUCGACGA
Messenger RNA from Drosophila ficusphila, 921 nucleotides. RefSeq lists its product as uncharacterized. The record is from RefSeq and is a predicted model, not a curated record. The transcript is spliced from 3 exons. Gene Ontology annotation, cellular component: extracellular matrix. Lineage: Eukaryota; Metazoa; Arthropoda; Insecta; Diptera; Drosophilidae.